AUGGAAGGUUCUAGGAUCGCGGAUUCAGUCAAGGGGUGUCUCGAGCUAUUCCGAGCACUCGCCUCAUUAGACCCACCCUCGCCGGCCUUGACUGCCUCUUAUCAAACAGCAUUGAUGGCGAUUGCGGAUGACGAGUCCCGCCUCAAAGUUUGGUUCGCAAACAUGGACGUACGCGCGUCAGAGAACAGAUCACUGCGGUUCCGUCUUCGAAAAGCAUCCCCCUUACGAGAUCACGUCCUCAGGUUUUUAAAUGAUCUCUCGAAAUUCCUAGAGGGAGCCCUGGUUAUUAUGAAGGAGGGUGUGGUGCCGUGGGAUGAAGAUGAAGAUGAAGAUGAAGAUGACGACUUCCUGAACGGCGGGCCUGACUCGCUAGAAGACGAUGGUGAUAAUGACGAGCCCCCAAAAUCAGAAAUGGAGCAAAUCGCCGACUGUAUAUCGGAGUUUGUCGAUUGUAUCCCACAGAUGAGUAAUUCUCCAAGAAAUCCGGCUCCUCGCGAUUGUUCUGCGGCAUCAGUUCCGACUGAUGCGCCAUACGAAUCCUUUGAUAUUCAACACGUGCAGGCCAAGUUUCAGAAAGUGGACAAGAUCCUAGCCCAGAGGCUAGGAAGUGCAAUAACCAUACGACGACAGUUUUUCAAAUAUCGGGAAAGCCUAAAGCUCGCUCAUGGCCUGGAUCCCAAAGACCAAGCAGAUGGUGAAAGUACCAUUGCAAACUCGAUUCCAAGCCAUGCUCAGAGUACUGAGUUCGAUCAUACAUCACUGGCAACACAUGAAGACUCUGUAUGGGAUACAGACACUUGUCAAGCAUCCCUUACGUCUUCUCUUGCAGACACAGACCUACUUUGCAUUCCACCGCUUCCCAAAGGCGCUGAGAGUGGCCAUUUUGAAUGCCCCUUUUGUUUCAUGACCAUUACAGCUACGGAUAUAGCAUCAUGGAAGCGGCAUGUGCUUGCUGAUCUCCGACCAUAUACCUGCCUCUCUGCGGAUUGCCCAGUAGGCAAAAGGUUUGCUACAAGCUAUGAAUGGAUUCUACAUGAAAUUGAAUACCACUGGAAAUACUACGUCUGCCCGUUAUCAUGCGGAGAGAACUUCCAAUCCCGAUUCGAGUUUGCAGAACAUGUUCACAACAACCACCCCAGCAACAUGCCAGAACAUCGACUUGAGGCCAUGAUCAGCCUCAACUCCAGACAGAUUCGAGUCGAAGAUGGGAUACCUUGUCCUAUGUGUCAUGAAAGUCUUGAUUCGGUGCCAAAGUAUCAGCUUCACGUCGGCGGACAUCAGGAACAGCUUGCAAUGUUUGCUCUUCCCGCUAUGCAGCCUCAGGGCGAUGAUGAUGGCGAUGACAAU
Molecule: messenger RNA, 1347 nt
Organism: Trichoderma atroviride IMI 206040
Lineage: Eukaryota; Fungi; Ascomycota; Sordariomycetes; Hypocreales; Hypocreaceae
Source: RefSeq, a predicted model, not a curated record